CUCCUCCUUGUGGCCCCUGGGCCCCUGUACCGCACGGAGGGCUCCUCGGUCUCCCUCUGGUGUAAUGUCAGCGGUGUGUCUGUGGUGUCAUUUGAAUGGUCGAUGUUCCCGGCACAUCAGCCCCGGCGGAAGCUGCAGAUUGUCAGCUCUGCGGACCCGGAAUUCUCCUACGCCAUAUACCAGGAGCGGGUGAGGGGCAGGAGGGACAUCUACCUGGAGAGGGUGAGAGGAGACAUCGCCCGACUUCACAUCACCCACCUGAGGGCCCAGGAUGCCGGGGAGUAUGAGUGCUACACCCCCACACACACCUACCCGGGGGGGUACAGUGCCAGCGUGACCCUGAAAGUGAUCCCGGCCGUGCUGCAAGUCUCUGUGCCCUCGCCCCAGGAGCUGACACUCCAUGCAGAUGACACCCUGAGGAUGGUAUGUGAAGUCUCCUCCAGCAACGCCCGGCACACACACUUCUCUGUCACCUGGUACCGGGAGGACUCUACCAAGCCCCUCCUCCACCUCUCCAAACUCUCCAUCGUAUCGGCAGGACCUUCCUUCCAGGACCGUCACCUGGCUGGCCACCUCCGGCUGGAGAAGGUGUCACCCAUCUGGUAUCAGCUGACCAUGUCCAACCUGCAGCCCACCGACCAGGCCGAGUACUACUGCCAGGCAACCGAGUGGAUCCAAGACCCGGACUGGACCUGGUACCCACUGACCACCUUAAGGAGUCGGGCAACACGAGUCUUGGUGCGGUCACCAGGGACCCUGUUAAUGGAUGGAGCACCAGGUAAUGAAGGAGGAGGGCGGGGACAGCUGUCUAUGGUGGACAGACCCGGCAAGGGUUAA
Molecule: messenger RNA, 837 nt
Organism: Nanorana parkeri
Lineage: Eukaryota; Metazoa; Chordata; Amphibia; Anura; Dicroglossidae
Product: immunoglobulin superfamily member 3-like
Exons: 2
Source: RefSeq, a predicted model, not a curated record